GAGGCUACUUUCGUCUGUCAAGUUUCUCCUCGCGGGUGAUGGAUAGGCUCGACUGGGUACCAUGCAACUCCGAUGGUCUAGCCCUGGUGGCCAUUGGUGGACUCUUGCUAGGAUUGUUCGCAUUCAAGAGAUACAGCGCUCGACGAAAGCAGCCUGUCUCGACCGAGGCAGAUCUGUCGAAAAAGAGACGUUUCGGUGCGCCAGAAGAGGUGCAGGUACAGAAGGAUUUGAACAAAUUCCGGGAACCAGGCGAAUGGACACCACAAACAUUCGACUACCCAUCAAUUACUCCAUGUCCCCACCCUCUAUCUGACAUACGGCCUGUUCCAUACCGACCCUUCCGCUGGGGCGAAUAUCACAUAACGAUGGGUAUACGCUCUAUGCCUUGGGACGAGUGGAUUGAGCUCGACCAACAAUAUACGACAUACGAGAGUAUUCGCGCCUUUCGCAUCAAGACGCGCGGCGAAGAUGCUGUGAGGAUUCUACCUUCGCGACACGAUAAUGGGGUGGAUAUUCGUGGGGGUGGAGAUGCAGCAAAAGAGUUACUGUACGAGAUUGGAGAAUAUCUUUCGCGACGACACCCUUCUUGCUUCGUCGUCACACGGCAUACUGCAGAGCAACCAUGGCCUCAGAUAAACGGCUUAUCUCUCGGCUGGGAAGGUUUACCACCCAUACAUACAAUCAUAGUUGUCGCAACUGGGAAAACUUAUCAGUUCGAUGGACUCGAGGGUGAAGAAGCCAUGCGCGUUGCAGCAUUACUUAUACAAGACGAUAUAGCAAUAAUGAUCGAGGGAUCAGAUGGACGAUACUAUUUCCAAGCUGGGGCAAUAUGCGUACCUGGCUUCUGGCGCAUGCGAGACAAAAUAGGAAUGCCACUCGAUGAGAUACACAUCACUGGCAAUGUCCCACAAUACAAAGAGAAGCUGCAAACCAGCAUGGAACGAUUUUUCAAACGCAUGCCAUUAGAGAAACCGGUCGUACGGAACAACUACUUCAUACAGGUCGUAAAACCACUAAAGAAGUCAGAGGAUGGUCACACGCUUGACGACAAGGAAGAAACAACCUCAGACGUCGAUCCAGAAGAACUAGGGUGGUCAGAUUCCACCAAUGGACCUGAAGAUGCCUUCGCACACGGUCACGGACAUGCGAGAAGACAAGCACCAUAUCUGGCGCCACAAACGUUACGGCUACGCACGGAACGACAGACACUUAGGCGACUACCGAGAACAGGUGCCAUUAUCUUUGGUAUCAGGACCUAUCUCUUUAAAAUUGAGGAGCUCGCGGAUGAGCCGGGAGUCCCAGGACGACUUGCGAGUUCGAUAAGGAGUUGGCCUGACGACGUGAGCACAUACAAAGGUCGGAAAAUGUACAGAGAUGUAUUACUGGGGUACUUGGAUGAGCGCGCCAGGGAGCAAGAGAAUAGAAUCGGUGCCGAACCGGCGCUGCAAGAAGACCAUUUUCCAUUGUAAAGUGUAAAGGGGCUGGAUGGGACCUCCCUAGACUACGGACGCGGCGUGGUAUAGGAGAGCAAAUCUAAAUUGACCGGAUCAACGACAUUUGGGGUGGCGUAACGAUAUUGUAACGGGGUGUGGCUGAUGGUGCCGGAGUUGGGGAAAUUGGGGGAAGAUCGGAGGCAGGAAAUAAACAGCAGGCUUGCCUCGUGCGAGAUAUGCAUGUGAUUUGGACGCCUAGAACGGACGAGACUGAAUGAGAGAGGUCGUGAUAAGUCUUAUGGGGAGUGGAGCAGCGAAAAUUUCGACGACUGGCGUUUAAGUAUGAAAAAAAGGCGAGUAGGAAAAGAGUGUGAGAGGUUUGACGCAAUGGAUGGAUCAUUGAUGA
Messenger RNA from Serpula lacrymans var. lacrymans S7.9, 1839 nucleotides. RefSeq lists its product as uncharacterized. NCBI's taxonomy places the organism in Eukaryota, Fungi, Basidiomycota, Agaricomycetes, Boletales, Serpulaceae. The transcript is spliced from 8 exons. The record is from RefSeq and is a predicted model, not a curated record. Bases 39 to 1469 code for a protein of 476 amino acids.